Molecule: messenger RNA, 4292 nt
Organism: Mycena citricolor
Lineage: Eukaryota; Fungi; Basidiomycota; Agaricomycetes; Agaricales; Mycenaceae
Source: the annotation of a GenBank genome assembly
AGCAUGCAGAUCUCUCUCCUAAUUCAAAGUCAACGAAGAAAAUUACCAGUCAACAUCCAAGGGCAUUGAAUGAUAAGAAGAGAGCCAGACAUUAUCUUAUCUAUUUCUACUCGCACGCAUCAAAUGAUCCGAAAACUACGUGACAGACGUGACCGCGCCCCUUCCUAUGAACUCGACGCGUUGAUGCGGAAUAAUUCAUAAUCUCGGCAACGCUGGCUACUCUAAGGCCACGGAUGAAUCCCCUUUCUCCCUCAUACACUCUCCCGCUGACUUUCGCGUCCUUGGGGUCGGGCCAUGAUCUCGAGUGGAGCUGCUCGAAUUCCAGAUCGACAGUGUUGAUCUCGCUGCAGCACAAUACAGACGACGAGUAUCAGCCGCGUGUGUGUGCCAUACUCGGCUGUGAUGACGGCACAGUCUAUGCAUUCCGAAACUCACCUGCGUAUGCGACCGAUCCCAUAACCCAUCCAAACACAGACCCACCGACAUUGCCAACCCGUCUCUCUCCCGCGGCGACCCAGUCCUCACGUUCGGCCUCCCCCACGACAUCGGGUCGAGUCCCUUUCAACGUGUCAUCCAGGUCGCGCAUCGUCUCCGGCAUCACACCGGCGCAAGUCGAGGCCCCGAAGAACUACGUCGACUACGAUGAUGAACCGGAGAAGCUAAAGGGCAUACUGAAAGGCCGUACUUACAAGGACAAAGACAAGGAACGGCGCUCCCCUCCGCUAUCAAGUGAUUCCUCGUCUGUGCCCGCCUCUCCCCGCCAUCAGAGCAAACGCUCCGACCCUCUAGCGCCGCGAUCCCUGCUCUCUGCGACGAAUUCGCCGUCUCAGAGUCCCCGGUCAUUAUCACGCCCGACCUCACCCACGGUCCCUUCUGUCUUCCAUGAGCAUGUUCACGAUUGGGAACUGCUCUACCAUAUUGUUCCUUCGACGCCUCCGAGUCCGGUGGUGUCGAUACUGCUGCUUGAGGAUGAGACGCUCUUUGCAGUCCUUCAUCGGUCUGGCCAACUGGCAGUGUACUCAACGGCGGAUGGAUCAUGCAUGACCUCCUUGGAAGUUGAGAGCGUAAGCACCCGUGAUGGUGCAGAGUCUGGCUCUCUUCGACACGAUGUGUGGAUCUGGCGCCAGCUUGAAUUAGCGUUCAUCUCGCAGGUUAAAUAUUUGUGCUUGGUGACGGGGGAGACUGACUCUGCAAAACAGACCGCGGUACUGCUCUUGACUGCGUCCAUAGAUCCUGCUUGUCCGACUUCGGCACUCGAUCCGACCGACAACGGAGUACAGGAGAAAUCUCGCGUUGCCGUGAUACAGUUCCGAGCUGGCAGCCAUCGUGGGCCAUACGAAGUAGCUUUUGAGCUGCUGGGUGCUUGGUCUUUCGACGGGUUUGCUGACAGCGCCGGCAUAUAUCGCCAUCACUCGGAAAACAUUUUGUACUUGAUCACCCCAGGCGGCAGCUUUUCUCUACAAACACUCGACAUUCGACCGGACACACCCUCCUCAGAUCUACCCAAGCACGGCCAGUCCAAUGGGGCAACUAACCUCGCUGCUGUCUUCAAGGCGAUAAAUCUCAAGGUCCGCUCGGCAGAGCAGCUGCCGUUGGACGCAGAGUCCGCGAAGCAGGAGCCCGUACAUACUGUCGCGGGUCGGAUGGUCAUCGGUGAACCGUUGUUGAUAGGUCAGGUGUUGAAGGACGAGGUUUUUGCUGGCAUGACCUGCUGUAUCACCGGCGGACGGUUCCGGAGUGUCGUGUGGACUGACCAGGGCUUGACGGUGUUUGAAUACAGUGGGACCGGAACGGACUUUGGUGUUAUCUCCCACGCGGCUCUUCCUAACAUCAGGAAGGCACGACUGCUUUCUGAAGAUAGCCUUGUCGUUGUUUGCAAGGAUCGUAUUGAAACGUACAGCCUCACGAAGGGCAGCAUCCAACCAGAAUCAAAGCAGGUCCUCGCUGGAGAUUAUGAAGCAGUGCAUAUUGCCUCAUUGCACGACGUCUAUGCUACGACAGUGCAGAAUAGAAGCCGAUUAUUGCAAGCCUUCAAGCCAGAAGCUGCGUCCGUCAUGUGGAGAGCACGGCCGUAUGCACAACAGUCCGCAGCCCGGUGCACUUGCAUCAUGCCUCUGGAUUUCGACUGUGUGCUGCUCGGAUACGGCGAUGGCCACUUGAAGCGAUUCACCCUCGCUGCCUUGUGCGGCGAGUCUGUGCCCGUUCCACAAAACGUAUCCUCGCCACAGAUCCCCGCAUCCGUCGUUAAACUACAUAUGGUUCAGAACGUGCGCACUAGGGAGCAGUUCGUUGUGGGCGGCGGAGAUGACGGUUCAGUUGCAAUCUGGACAUCCCAAGGGCUGGUUCUUUGUGCCUAUUGGGUCAUAUUCACAGCGCCACUCGCCUGCAUCAUUCCAGUCCCUGCUGAAGAGCAAGGUCCCCUGCGUGGAUGUAUCUUGUGCAUCUCACGUGACGGAACGAUAGCUGUCAUUGCAGUCGACGGCUUCCACUACUUGUACUUGAUUCCUGGCUCGCCUUUUGCCCUGGAUCAGACGAAGGAGUUUUGGAGAUCGAUGAGCUCGGAAAAGGCUGUAGAGAUGACCUCUCAGGGUGGAUGGACUGAAUUAUCUUUGAAGGAUAGACCAUCUGGCCCUAUUCUUCGCUCUCUUGCAGGAGAUGCUGCCAUUUGCGGUUCCACGCUGCUGGUUGAUUUGGAGCAAUUCGUAGGGGUGGCCAGCACCACAGCACGGCUGAUCAGCUCCGGUCGAGAUCAGACUCGCGCGGUAUACGUUGCUUUGGCGCAAGUCAAACUGCUGUUGUCGACUUUACUGACGCUGAGGCUCAACAACGACAUCGAUGUCUUGUGUAAAGACAGACUUGGCAUACCGCUCUCGCACGCGCACGCCGGCUUCUCGAGCAACGGCACGAACUGUUUAUUCAAUGGCAGCCAGGCUUGGGUUGUCUCCGGGGAAAUCUCGGCUGCCCGCGCUCUAUCAAUCGUUGUUCUGCUGAGAACUUUGGCUCUAUUCGAUGAGCUGGCCGAUUCGGCGUCGACCGUCAUGGCGUUCUACAUGACCUCCUUGAGUGGUGUUGUCGGACCGCACUACAAAGCUCCUAGUCUCGUGUAUCUCGCCCGUCGCUGGUUCGACUCCUCGAACGAGUUACGACAGGCCGCCCGCUUGCUUUUAGAUGCGUCGAUUGCUCGACUGGGUGAUGACGAAGCGAGUUCGAUCGUUGACCACUGGCAACACUACCGCAAGUCAACUGAUUGGCUGCAUCCUAUCUCGUGCUCAUGCUUUGAUAAAUCAGUCCCGUGCUUGCAGCCAGCUGCAGAUCGUGAGACGCUGGCUGCCGCACUCGCUCUGUUUCUUUGUGGUUUCAUCGCCUCGGACAAGUACAGUCUGAUCGCUGUCAGUGCUCUGACGGACAUUUCCAAAUCAAUCGCACUGUAUUUACACGACGAGCAAUCUCUGUAUCGAGUGCUGGCCAUUGAGCUGUGCUCGCGGGGCUUCCACAUCUGGCAGCACUACAUCGAUGCGAUGGAAAUGCUACGGGCGUUGUUCAUGCUGGCCACCAACUCGCGCAAGGAGGCCAUCACAGCCCAGAAUGCGGGGCCGCAGGCACGUUUGGCUGUGCUGCACAUCGCAUCAAACGAGACCGCUCUUUUCAUGACGACGCUGUCCCUGGACAUCCUGAACCCCGUCGAUCUGGAUCACAGGAGAUCGGUCAUGCAGAUCGUCGCGUUCCUGAUCCGCAAGCGCCCGCUCGUCCUGUAUGCCAAUCUGCCGCGACUGAUGGAAGCGGUCGUCAAGUCGCUGGACCCCAACUCGACUACGAACCGGGACGCCGUUCUCGACGCCGCCACGGAAAUCAUCGGGCAUGUGGUGAAAACGUUCCGGUCGGUGGACUUCCACAUGGGGAGCCAGCGCCUGGCCGUGGGCACUAGCGAAGGCGCGCUGGUCAUGUACGAUCUCAAGACUGCGAUCAGGCUGUACAUCCUCGAGGGCCACAAAAAGCGCGUCACCGCGUGCAGCUUCUCGCCUGACGGCCGGCGGCUCGUCACGCUCUCGCUCGAGGAGAGCGUGGUCCUCGUGUGGAAAGUCGGGACGAGUUUCGCGAGCUUCUUCAAUCCGGGGGCGCCCCCGAGACAGGGCCACGCGGGCUCCGAGCCGUUCAAGACGCUCUCCUUCGCGGUAGGAGAGGCAGGCAAUAUGGACGUUGCAGAAAGUCUCGAUGCUGUUCGCUUUGAGUGGCCGUCGGAUCGCAGUGUCCGGCUCAGGAUACGAGAAAGUGUCUUGACGUUCAGUACAUGA